Messenger RNA from Exophiala xenobiotica, 429 nucleotides. RefSeq lists its product as uncharacterized. The record is from RefSeq and is a predicted model, not a curated record. Gene Ontology annotation, cellular component: cytosol. Gene Ontology annotation, molecular function: deaminase activity. The transcript is spliced from 2 exons. Bases 1 to 429 code for a protein of 142 amino acids. Lineage: Eukaryota; Fungi; Ascomycota; Eurotiomycetes; Chaetothyriales; Herpotrichiellaceae.
AUGUCCUUACGACUGCUGAAUCCUCCGAGUGUUGCUCCUAGUGGGCCCUUCUCACAUGGUCUCGUUAUUCCUGCCGGGCACGACAUUAUCGUCACUGCCGGUCAGAUAGGGACAAUUGAUCCCCAAGGGACGAUACCGGACUCUUAUGAAGAGCAGGUUGUUGCCGCCAUCAACAAUCUUAAGGACGUGCUGGCUGAAGCUGGAGCCACUCCAAAAGACAUCGUGAAGUUGACCUAUUACAUCGUCGACUAUGACAUUUCAAUUCGUCCAGUGCACAUCAAUGCAUUGCUGAACUUCUUGGAUGGCCACCAGCCAGGGACGGCCUUGAUAGGUGUGGCAAAGUUGGGCAACCCUAAACUCAAGUUUGAGAUCGAAGCAAUUGCGGCACUGAAGUUUGCGACGGGGCCUCAGGCAGCCGAUCUCGCUUGA